AUGGUUUUAUUAACUACAGCUGUGGUGCAAGCUGAGUCGAAAGACGGUACUUAUUUCCCAGUUAGGGUCUUAUUAGAUCAGGGGUCGCAAGGUUCUUUUAUUACCGAGGCUAUGGUGCAGCACUUAGGUUUAAAAAGGCUUGCGGUCAAAAAUACCGUAGUUGGUGUAGGUGGAGAUAAAAGUGUGACUUCCAAGUCCACAGUAAAAAUUAAUUUAAGGUCAAGAGUUGAUCCUAGGUUCCAAGUUAAGGUUAAUGCACAUGUCUUGAAGUCGGUUACGUCUCUUCUCCCAGUUGCGAAGACAACUAGGGUAGAAUGGGACAACCUGACUCUGGAUGAUCUGGCUGACCCUGAGUAUCAUACGCCUAACAAGAUUGAUCUCUUAUUAGGUGCGGAGAUAAACAGUCAAAUCAUUCAGGAAGGCAUUAAAAGAAACCUCAACGGAUCUCUAUUGGCGCAGGAUACUGCUUUCGGUUGGAUAAUAUCUGGUGUCUGUGAGGUAGAUAGCACGUCAAAUAUCCAUUCUCACACAAUUGUGAUGCAUUCUUAUCUGGAAGUGGACAAUAUGCUAAAGCGGUUUUGGGAACUCGAAGCUGAACCACCUGUAACAAAAAGAAUGCUCACAGAUGAUGAAAUUAAAUGUGAGAAAUUGUUUAAGGAGACUACGAAACGGGAUGGAGACGGUCGGUUCAUCGUAAGACUGCCGUUUCGUAUGGCCAACCCGGACUGCAUGCGUGGUGAGUUCAGGAAAAUAGCUGAAAAAAGAUUGAGAAAUUUAGAAUUUAAAUUGCAAAAGAACAAUAAAUUAAAAGAGGAUUACACACAAGUUAUAAGGGAGUAUUUAAACUUAAAUCAUAUGGUAAAAGUUAUUGAUAAGGAUAAAUUUAAGAAAACAGCUAUUUACUUACCACACCACGCAGUAGUCCGGGAAGAUAAGGAUACUACUAAAGUCCGAGUAGUGUUUGAUGCCUCCUGUAAGGGAAGCAAUGGGAAGUCAUUAAAUGAUGAUUUAUUGAUUGGGCCGCCACUGCAAGCCGAACUACGUCAUACAAUUAUGCGCUGGAGACAAUAUAAAAUAUGUUUGGUGGCGGAUGUGGUGAAAAUGUACCGCCAAGUGCUGGUAAAUCGGGAAGAUACCCCAUUUCAGAGGAUUCUUUGGAGAGACAGUCCUGAAAAGGAGCUUCAAGAGUUUGAAUUACUUACCGUAACCUUUGGCACAGCAUGUGCUCCAUAUUUAGCUGUGCGGUCAAUGCAAGAAUUAGCCUAUAAGGAGUGUCAGAAUAAGCCUGUAAUUGCUAAAAUUAUUUUGAAUGAUUUUUACAUGGAUGAUGUGAUGACCGGGGCGGAUAACCUAGAAGAUGCUUAUAAAAUAUAUAAAGAGUUAACCGAAGUGUUAGCGAAAGGAGGGUUUUCACUGCAAAAAUGGAAAAGCAAUUCUAAGGAAAUAUUAGCUAAAAUAUGGAAAGCAAAGGGUAAUACAGAUGAGGAAUUAAGGAUUAAGGUAGAUGAUACAACUAAGAUUUUAGGACUUACCUGGGAUCCGCGUGGUGACUUCUUCCGGUACUCUGUAGAUCUUGCACCGCAAGAAGAACCUGUAACAAAAAGGAGAAUUAUAUCUGAUAUAUCCCGAUUAUUUGACCCACUCGGAUGGUUAGCUCCUUGCAUUAUAGCAGCAAAAAUACUCAUACAAAAGCUUUGGUUAGCUGGUAUUGGGUGGGAUGAGCAAGUUCCUACUAAUUUAAUAAAUGAAUGGAUUACUUACCGUAAAAAUUUAACUGCCUUACAGAAUAUUAAAAUUCCACGCUGGAUACACACUAGUAAUAAAUAUCAGCGCGAGUUGUACGGAUUUUCCGACGCUUCGAAGGUGGCUUAUGCGGCUGUCGUGUAUCUACGAGUGGUAGAUGAUGUGGGAAAUGUCUACGUCUCAUUAGUUACAGCUAAAACAAAGGUAGCUCCCAUAAAGCAAGUGUCUAUCCCUAGACUGGAGCUUUGUGGGGCUGUACUUUUGGCGAAGUUGAUGGUUGAGGUAGCUGAAGUUAUGAAAGUUGAAAGGAGUCAGUUACAUGCAUUCACUGACAGUGAGGUGGUUUUAGCCUGGCUUAACAAUCACCCAAGCCGGUGGAAGACGUUCGUCGCUAACCGAGUUUCGGAAAUCCUACAGAUUUUGGAUACACAUCACUGGUCCCAUGUAGCCACUAAGAAGAAUCCGGCGGAUUUAGCAUCACGAGGUAUUUCUCCGGUGGAACUAUCAGAAAUGGUUAUAUGGUUUGAAGGGCCAGAGUUUCUAAAAAAUAAGGUAAUUAUUUGUACAAAACCAAAACACCUGGUUACAAAUCUUGAGCAGAUUAAAGUUCAUACAGCGGUCGUUAACACAGAAUUGUGGGAAAGGUUUUCUUCAUUUUCGAAGCUUGUUCGUGUGGUUGCUUAUUGUCGACGUUGGUUACGGAUAAAGAAAGGUUUAAGUAGUAGGCCAAGUUCAGAAGCAUUGGAGCGACAGGAAAUUGAGGAUUCGAUAACGGUCUGUAUUAAAAAAUGUCAAGAAGAAGGAUUCCGGGAAGAGUUGGAAGAAUUGCAAAAACACGGCAUAAUAGAUAAGAAAAAGAAAAAGUUAAGGACAUUAAAUAUAUUUUUAGAUUCGGAAGGUGUAAUUAGAGUAGGUGGUCGGCUGGAAAUGUCUUCGCUGUCAUUUAACGGGAAACAUCCGAUUCUCAUACCUAAAGAAUCUUUCUUAAGCGGACUCUUAAUUGCUGAUGCUCACCAAAAAACCCUGCACGGAGGUCCGCAACUCAUGAUUACCUAUUUGAGAUCGAAGUCUACAUCUCAACUCAUGGGGCAGUUACCUUCCGCGCGUGUGACACCGAAUAAGCCCUUUCUUGUCAGCGGAGUCGAUUACGCAGGACCUAUUAAUAUAAGAAUUUCAAAAGGUAGGGGUAACAAGUCUUACAAGGGAUAUAUUGCUCUGUUCAUUUGCAUGUCGACCAGAGCUGUACAUCUUGAAGUUGUGAGCGAGCUUUCUACCCUAGGAUUUAUAGCCGCUUUUAAAAGGUUCGUCGCAAGACGAGGUAGGUGUGCUGAAUUAUACAGCGACAACGGUUCCAAUUUUGUGGGCGCUGCUCGAGAGUUACUGUGUCUGUUCAGCGAAGAAAAAACAAAAUUUAAACCUGAACUGGCACAGUAUCUCGCGACCAAUGGAACACAGUGGAAUUUUAUUCUUCCUCGCGCUCCGAAUUUCGGUGGACUAUGGGAGGCAGGAAUAAAGUCCACCAAGUUCCACCUCAAACGAGUGGUUGGAAACUCUACGUUGACGUAUGAGGAGAUGGCUACCGUAUUAGCACAAAUAGAGGCAUGUCUUACUUCGAGGCCAUUGUCUCGUGUAGAGGAUCCAACCGAGGCCGUCGUUUUGACUCCUGGUCAUUUCUUGGUGGGGGAACCACUCGUAGUAGUUCCGGAAGUAAAUUAUGAGUCGGCAAAUAUGUUUACCUUGCGAAGAUGGCAACUCCACCAACGAAUGAUGCAGGAUUUUUGGCGUCGAUGGUCCCAGGAUUACCUUCAUCAGAUCCUUCAAAGGCAUAAAUGGGAAUAUCAGAACCCAGAACCAUCAGUGGGGGAUGUAGUUUUAAUGAGGACGAUCUGCCCCCGGCGCGAUGGUUGCUAG
Vanessa atalanta (red admiral) is the source of this 3654-nucleotide messenger RNA. RefSeq lists its product as uncharacterized. Lineage: Eukaryota; Metazoa; Arthropoda; Insecta; Lepidoptera; Nymphalidae. The transcript has 2 exons. Gene Ontology annotation, molecular function: nucleic acid binding. The record is from RefSeq and is a predicted model, not a curated record. Gene Ontology annotation, biological process: DNA integration. Bases 1 to 3654 code for a protein of 1217 amino acids.